Molecule: messenger RNA, 700 nt
Organism: Arachis duranensis
Lineage: Eukaryota; Viridiplantae; Streptophyta; Magnoliopsida; Fabales; Fabaceae
Product: histone H2AX
Exons: 2
Coding region: 93-515 (140 amino acids)
Cellular component (GO): nucleosome
Molecular function (GO): structural constituent of chromatin; protein heterodimerization activity; DNA binding
Source: RefSeq, a predicted model, not a curated record
CUUCUCCACUCUCUAACAUACUCUGCAAUCAUCUUCGCACCGAUUCACAAAUUCUAGGGUUAGGGUUCCCAAAUUUCGCCGUCGAUCACAGAAUGAGUUCCACUGCUGGAUCAACCAAGGGCGGAAGGGGCAAGCCAAAGGCCUCCAAAUCCGUUUCAAGGUCUCAAAAGGCUGGUCUUCAGUUCCCCGUAGGAAGGAUCGCCAGGUUCCUUAAGGCUGGAAAGUACGCCGAGCGUGUCGGCGCCGGCGCUCCGGUAUACCUCUCUGCGGUGCUUGAGUACCUAGCCGCUGAGGUUUUGGAACUUGCUGGCAAUGCCGCAAGGGACAACAAGAAGAACCGUAUUGUUCCGAGGCACAUUCAACUUGCAGUGAGGAACGAUGAGGAGCUUAGCAAGCUUCUUGGAUCUGUGACCAUUGCCAAUGGUGGUGUUUUGCCAAAUAUCCAUCAGACUCUUCUUCCAAAGAAGGCUGGAAAAGGGAAGGACGAGAUUGGGUCUGCUUCUCAGGAGUUCUAGGGUUUUUUGUAGGCUAUGAAUUAGGCUAUAGGUUUUUAAUUUUUCUGCGGUUGUAAAAUACAUGUUUUAUUUCCUUAUAUCGGUUGGUACCAAUGGAUAUAAUGCUUAUCAAUCCACUGAACAUGAUGGAAUAUUAUGUUACUCUUUGAAUGGAGAUGAAUGCAAAAUCCUUUUUUGUUACUCAA